Molecule: messenger RNA, 1502 nt
Organism: Ipomoea nil (Japanese morning glory)
Lineage: Eukaryota; Viridiplantae; Streptophyta; Magnoliopsida; Solanales; Convolvulaceae
Product: putative glucose-6-phosphate 1-epimerase
Exons: 9
Coding region: 207-1130 (307 amino acids)
Biological process (GO): carbohydrate metabolic process
Molecular function (GO): carbohydrate binding; isomerase activity
Source: RefSeq, a predicted model, not a curated record
AGUAUAAAUAUGUUCCGUUCUCAUGAAGUCGGAGUUGGUGGACUGUUCUUCAAACGCAAAGGCCAAUUUUCCAUUAAAAACAGGAUUUAAUAACACUAUACAAAUCACUGCAGAAAACGAGGGUGUACCUGGAGUUGGAGUGGAGACGAGAGAAAGCGUACCCAUUAAUUUUCAGAAGAUUAAGAAGAAAAUUGCAACCAAAAGCUAUGCAAGUGAACAUAACACCCUAUGUCGAUGGAUCGCCUUCACGAAUUAUAUUAUCCGAGCCCACUGGAUCAACUGCCGAGGUUCGUUUGUAUGGUGGACAAGUUGUCUCUUGGAAGAAUGAACGAAGAGAAGAGCUGCUAUUCAUGAGUAGUAAGGCCUUAUGGAAACCUCCAAAAGCUGUCAGAGGUGGUGUUCCCAUCUGCUUUCCACAGUUUUCAAAUUUUGGUCCACUGGAACAACAUGGAUUUGCAAGAAACAGAUUGUGGUCAUUGGACAACUCUCCUUCUCCUCUGCCCCCUGCAAACAAUCAGUCAACUGUGGAUCUCAUUUUGAAAUCCACAGAUGAAGAUUUAAAGGCUUGGCCACAUAGAUUUGAGUUGCGGCUACGCAUUUCUCUCAGUGCGGGCAAGCUCACUUUCAUCCCUCACGUGAGGAAUUCAGAUAACAAGCCAUUCUCAUUUUCGUUCGCACUGAAAAAUUAUUUGUCCGUGUCUGACAUCAGUGAAGUCCGUGUUGAGGGGUUGGAGACACUAGACUACUUGGACAAUAUGUUGGAGAGAGAAAGGUACACAGAACAGGCAGAUGCAAUUACCUUCGAUGGUGAGAUUGAUCGAGCAUAUUUGAGCACACCAACAAAAAUUGCCAUAAUAGACCACGAGAAAAAGAGGACCUUUGUUCUCCGUAAAGAAGGCAUGCCAGAUGCAGUUGUGUGGAACCCUUGGGACAAAAAAUCCAAGGCCCUUCCAGAUUUAGGCGAUGAAGAUUACAAAACAAUGCUAUGUUUGGAUUCUGCUGUAAUUGAAACUCCAAUUGUGUUGAAACCCUUUGAAGAGUGGAAGGGCCGUCAAGAGCUGUCUACGGUUUCUUCAAGUUAUUGCAGCGGGCAAUUAGACCCUCAAAAGGUUAUUCGUGGAUUCAUCUGAAUGUGGUUUAGGUAUGUAUCUAUUAUGUGUGUGUGUGUGUGUGUAUAAAUUCGAACCUUUUUUUUUUUUUUUUUUUUUUUUUAAAUAGCAUUUGUUGAGGAUCUGAAUCUCAUAUAUUGAGAUUAGAAUCCAAGUGCUUGUAAUGUCAGCCACUGGUGGUUUGUUUUUCCUAUCUAGUUACUAGACAUGUUAAGGUGAUUACCAUGCAAUAUAUUUCCUCAUGGGCAUUACAACAAUAUCUUAUUAUCGCGUAAUCUUGUUCAUUGUAGGCUUUUCCCCAUGGAACUUUAUACAUGCAUUUUCUGGAUUAUUGUAAAUGUACUAGACUACUAGUGUUGAUGAGUUCGAGUGAGCUAAAACUUUGUUUUUCUU